Messenger RNA from Gastrolobium bilobum, 621 nucleotides. RefSeq lists its product as uncharacterized. The record is from RefSeq and is a predicted model, not a curated record. The transcript is spliced from 2 exons. NCBI's taxonomy places the organism in Eukaryota, Viridiplantae, Streptophyta, Magnoliopsida, Fabales, Fabaceae. The coding region runs from base 1 to 621 and encodes 206 amino acids.
AUGGCUGAUUCUGAUUCAGAUUCUUCCGCUGUCAAUAUCAAUGCUAAUGCCAAAGCCAAUGCAACCGACCCUACCCUUACACCGUCUGAUCCUCGUUCCCCAUUUUUCAUGCCCACAUCUGAUAGCCCUGAUGGCUCCAUUCACAAACCUGCUGCUAUAGCAUCUGAUGAAACUCACGCUUGGACACUUUGCAACUCCAUGAUCAACAACUGGAUCCACAACACUAUUGAUCCACUUCUCAAGCCAUAUAUUCAUUAUUUCUCCACUGCUAAAGCACUGUGGGAUGAUCUACGCGAAAGGUACUCUAUUCAAAAUGCUCCAAAAAUUUAUCAGCUCAAGUCCAAUCUUUUUCAACUACGACAACAAGGCAUGUCUGUUAGCAAUUAUUACACCAAAUUAAGGGGUGCUUGGGAUGAACUUGAUGUUGCACGAGCCUUACCAGAUUGCCCUCAUGGCUCCAAUUGUCCUGUUACACAAUAUAUCACCAAAGAAAUGGCAAAUGAUAGGGUCUACCAAUUUCUAUUAGGCCUGGACAAUGCUAUGUUUGGCACGAUUCGAACACAACUCCUCAAUCAACCGCUUCUGCCAUCCUUAAACAAAGCAUAUUCCACGCUAGUCUAG